Aquila chrysaetos chrysaetos is the source of this 797-nucleotide messenger RNA. Its product is annotated as feather beta keratin-like. NCBI's taxonomy places the organism in Eukaryota, Metazoa, Chordata, Aves, Accipitriformes, Accipitridae. Gene Ontology annotation, cellular component: intermediate filament. Bases 81 to 377 code for a protein of 98 amino acids. The transcript has 2 exons. Gene Ontology annotation, molecular function: structural constituent of cytoskeleton. The record is from RefSeq and is a predicted model, not a curated record.
CAGUCCAACAGCAGGCUUCCUCAUCCACUUCUCUUGCCUUCUCCUCCUUGGUGAAGAAGGUGCACCUCCCCCCCGCAGCCAUGUCCUGCUACGACCUGUGCCGUCCCUGUGGCCCAACCCCGCUUGCCAACAGCUGCAACGAGCCCUGUGUCAGGCAGUGCCAGGACUCCCGGGUGGUGAUCCAGCCCUCUCCCGUGGUGGUGACCCUGCCCGGACCCAUCCUCAGCUCCUUCCCCCAGAACACCGCUGUGGGAUCCACCACCUCCGCUGCUGUUGGCAGCAUCCUGAGUGAGGAGGGAGUGCCCAUCAACUCCGGGGGCUUUAACCUCUCUGGCCUUGGUGGCCGCUACUGUGGCAGAAGGUGCCUGCCCUGCUAAAGCCGGGCUGGGCGUCCAGUGAGUGCAUCGACCAGGAAGCCCAAAGCCGGGUGCCGGACCGAGGAUGGAGCUGCUGGCCAGGGUUUCCAGGGGGCUUGAGCACCCUCGUGCCCUCCCGCAAAGGAGGGAGGGAAGUCACUGCUGUCUGGGCACGUUGCCAACAUAAGUCUUGUUCUUGAAAUUCCUGCUUUUGUUGAGUUGCGUUUUUGAUUUUGAGUUUUCUAUUGACUUGGUAUAAUGGUGUACUUUUAAGUGAUCAGUGGAUGGGUUUUAUUCACGAAUUAAGGAAAAGCAGAAUCUUGCUUGCUGUAUUUCAGUUGGAAAGGUUUAAAUGGCUUCAUUCCAUUAUAUAAAUAUAUAUAUUCCUUUUGUUUUGCAGAAUAGUACUUGACUUUUUAUCAUUAAACUGAGCUUGCAUCU